This is a messenger RNA of Lontra canadensis (Northern American river otter), 2641 nucleotides long. RefSeq names its product lipase maturation factor 2 (gene LMF2). The record is from RefSeq and is a predicted model, not a curated record. Bases 16 to 2208 code for a protein of 730 amino acids. Gene Ontology annotation, biological process: protein maturation. The transcript has 13 exons. Gene Ontology annotation, cellular component: endoplasmic reticulum membrane. NCBI's taxonomy places the organism in Eukaryota, Metazoa, Chordata, Mammalia, Carnivora, Mustelidae.
GGCCGCGUAGCGGACAUGGCGGGCUCCCGGCUCCCGAGGCAGCUCUUCCUUCAGGGCGUGGCCGUCGUCUUCGCGUUUGCCUUCGCGUCCCUCUACUUGCAGAUCCCGGGCCUGUAUGGUGCCGAGGGCAUCCUGCCUGCGCGGAGGACGCUGAGACCACAGGGCAAGGGGCGCUGGCAGCAGCUGUGGGAGACGCCGACGCUGCUGUGGGAGGCUCCGCAGCUGGGGCUGGACACCUCGCAGGGUCUGGAGCUACUGACCCUGCUGGGCACCCUGCUGGCCCUGGGCGCCCUGCUGCUGCGCCGGCUGCGAAACGUCUUCGUCUACCUGCUGCUCUGGGCGGCCUACCUGUCGGCCUGCCAGGUGGGCCAGGUGUUUCUUUACUUCCAGUGGGAUUCCCUGCUGCUGGAGACUGGCUUCCUGGCGGUGCUGGUGGCCCCCCUGAGGCAGCCCUCCCACGAUAAGCAGGCCCCCCAGGGUGGGCUGGCAGGGACCUCGCCCCACGAAGGCCUCCCCUUCUGGCUCGUGCGCUGGCUGCUGUUUCGCCUCAUGUUUGCCUCGGGUGUGGUCAAGCUGACCAGCCGUUGCCCCGCGUGGUGGGGGCUUACUGCCCUCACCUACCACUACGAAACACAGUGCCUGCCCACCCCUGCCUCUUGGUUCGCCCACCACCUGCCCGUCUGGCUGCACAGACUCUCCGUGGUGGCCACAUUCCUCAUCGAGAUCGCAGUGCCCCCUCUCUUCUUCGCCCCUGUGCGCCGCCUGCGCUUGGCCGCUUUCUACUCCCAGGUUUUGUUGCAAGUCCUGAUUAUCAUCACUGGCAACUACAACUUCUUCAAUCUGCUCACCCUGGUGCUCACCACCGCUCUUCUGGAUGACGGGCAUCUGACCGCCGAGUCUGGCGAUAGCCACUGCCGAAAGAGACCCACUUCCUGGCCCAGGGUGCUGUUGGCUGUGCUGUCUCUGCUGUUGGAAUUUACCGUCUAUGGGCUGCUGGCUCAUGGCACCAUACACUACUUUGGCCUGGAAGUUGACUGGGAGCAGCAUGCUGUCCACUCCAGAACCACCUUUACUUUCCACCAGUUUUCCCAGUGGCUGAAGACGGUGACCCUGCCCACCAUGUGGCUGGGGGCAGCCUCCCUCGCCUGGGAAGUGCUGACGGCCCUCUGGAGGUACGUGGUCCGGUGGGGUGGGGUAGAGCUGCGCCGGGCAGGCCUGACGGCACUUGGGUCCCCUGCCCCCAGGUGGACCCAGGUGCGAGGGUGGCUGAGGAGGUCCUGCACUGCGGCCCAGCUGCUCGUCUUUGGUGCUGCCACGGUGGCCUUGUUCGUGAUCAGCCUGGUUCCGUACUCCUACAUCGAGCCCUCGAGCCAUGGGCACCUGUGGAGCGGGGCGCACCGGCUGUUCGGGGCCGUGGAGCACCUGCAGCUGGCAAACUCCUACGGCCUCUUCCGCCGGAUGACGGGUCUGGGCGGGCGGCCCGAGGUGGUGCUGGAGGGCAGCUAUGACGGGCACCGCUGGACGGAGAUCGAGUUCAUGUACAAGCCCGGGAAUGUGAGUCGGCCGCCCCCCGUCGUGGUGCCCCACCAGCCCCGCCUCGAUUGGCAGAUGUGGUUCGCAGCCCUGGGCCCACACACUCAUAGCCCCUGGUUCACAAGCCUGGUCCUGCGCCUGCUGCAGGGCAGGGACCCUGUGGUCCGUCUCAUCCAGAAUGACGUGGCUAAGUACCCCUUCCACAAGCGGCCGCCCACCUACGUGCGGGCCCAGCGCUACAAGUACUGGUUCUCACAACCUGGGGAGCAGAGCCAGUGGUGGCGACGCCAGUGGGUGGAAGAAUUCUUCCCACCAGUGUCCUUGGGGGACCCGACGCUAGACAUGCUGCUCCGACAGUUUGGCCUCCAGGACAAGAGCCCACCCCGAGCCCGCGGCUCCGGCAACACCCUGGCCCAGGCCCUCCGCUGGAUACGGAAACAGCUCUCUCCGCUGGAGGCUUCCACCCUGCUCUGGGGGCUCCUCGCCGCGGUGGGGGCCAUUAGGGUCAUGCAGGCCCUGCUGGGGCCCCAUUCCCCCCGCUCCUCCCCUCUAGCCAAGGAGGAGAAGCACAGGCCAGCCGCCAAGAAGGACUCUGGAGCUGCUGGCAGACCGGCCGCCCCAGCCCCUGACAACGGCAGCAGCAGCAGUUCCCAGAUUCCCAGGAGGAAAAAGUAGCUGCAUUCUGCAGCCCCGUGUCCAGAGAGGGUCAGGGUGCCCACACGUCUCUGGCCUUCUGUGGCAGGACACAAUCCAGCCAGUGUGCCUUAGCUGACCGCCGUGACAGACACAGGAUAGGAUGCUGUCUUCUCAGGCAGGUUUUGGCCGCCCUGCGGCUUGGAGGGCCCACUCACCCCAAGACACAUGCCAACCCUAGCCUACCCCCUGGCCUUGACCCACAAGUCAGGCAUAUGACCCAGCUCAGGGUCUUCCCCAGGACGUUGUAACCAGGGCUGUGGGAAGCCCUUUCCCCUCUUUAAGGAGCCAAGUCUGAUGCGCCUGACUCCCGCCCCUGCACAAGAGUGGGUGAGGCAGACCUGCUGAGGAAGCGAGGGAGGAGGAGGGAAGAUCCUGAGAUCCAGGAACCAAUAAAGGAGCCUCUGUGCCCAGC